AAAAAAAAAUAUUUACGAAUUUUAAAAUUGGUUCUUUUGUGAACAACUAAAACUAAAAUUGCUGCUACUGCUACUAGGAACACAACCCUAGUGGGUUCUGUCUGAAAAUGGUGAAAGAGAUGCAGAGAGUUCUCGAGUUCUACAGUGGAAUCGGCGGCAUGAGAUACUCUUUGAUGAAAGCACAAGUAAACGCGGAAGUAAUUGAAGCAUUUGAAAUUAAUAACAUUGCUAAUGAUGUUUAUCAACACAACUUUUCUCAUCGUCCUUACCAGGGAAAUAUUCAAUGUUUAACUGCUACUGAUCUAGACAAAUAUGGUGCCGAUGCAUGGCUCCUUUCCCCUCCCUGCCAACCUUACACGCGACAAGGUCUUCAGAAGGACACUGGUGAUGCACGGGCAUUUUCUUUUCUUCAGAUUCUUGAGCUCAUCCCAUUCUUAUUGCAGCCUCCAAGUAUGUUAUUUGUGGAAAAUGUUGUCGGAUUUGAGACAUCUGAUACACAUGCAAAACUGAUUGAAAUCCUGGAAAAAACAAAUUUUAUCACACAGGAGUUCAUUCUGAGCCCUUUACAGUUUGGAAUCCCAUAUUCUAGGCCUCGUUAUUUUUGUCUGGCUAAGAGGAAACCGUCAUCUUUUCUAAAUGGUUGUUUGAACCGUCAGCUAAUUCAAUCUCCAAGACCAUUAUUUGAGCAUUUUAAUACAGCUCCAAAGGAAGAUGAUUUAUCACUAGAGGACAGUCAAAAUUUGUUGCAGUCAUGUCAACCUAUUGAGAAAUUUCUCGUAUUGAAGAAUCCUAACAGCGAUACAAAUGUUGAAUCUGCGGCUUCAACGACCAGUCUGUCUAAUGACACUUCUAGAACUUCAGGGACAGAUAAUGAUCAUGAAUAUGACACUUUAGACAAGUAUUAUGUUCACCCAAGCCUGUUAGAAAGGUGGGGGAGUGCUAUGGAUGUUGUCUAUCCUGAUUCAAAGCGCUGCUGCUGUUUCACGAAAAGUUAUUACAGAUAUGUGAAGGGAACUGGCUCCCUUUUGGCUACUGUUCAGCCAGUGAAGAGGGACAAAACAUCACUCAAGGAGCAGUGUCUUAGAUACUUUACACCGAGAGAGGUUGCAAACCUACAUUCUUUUCCUGAAGAUUUCGAGUUUCCAGAACACAUUAGUCUCAAACAACGGUAUGCAUUGCUAGGAAACAGUUUAAGCAUAGCUGUUGUUGCUUCCUUACUUCAGUAUCUUUUCACCGAAGCUUAGUGAUUUUUCAAUCGCAAUAUUUACUCAACAGAAGCAGAAAGUUUCUACCCGUGCGUAUCAUGCAACGAUAGUGAGAUCAUGUAACACUGUGCCCGUAAGUUGUUAUUUCAAACAUGGCAGUCAAACCCUUGCACGAGUUUGAAUGUUUUCACUGCAAAAUUUUGUAACCAUUCUUUUUCAAAUUGAUUAAUAGGCGAGUGCAUGAAAAAUGUAAUUUAAAGUUUGUAACAGGUGAGUGUGAGAAAAAUGUAAUUUGAAGUUUGAUGUAUUGAUGAGUACACUAGCAUUCUGAUAAUUUAUAAUGCACAAUUGAAGGUAAAAGAAAAGUGAUUUACUUUUUAGAACUAA
Molecule: messenger RNA, 1592 nt
Organism: Medicago truncatula (barrel medic)
Lineage: Eukaryota; Viridiplantae; Streptophyta; Magnoliopsida; Fabales; Fabaceae
Product: tRNA (cytosine(38)-C(5))-methyltransferase 2
Exons: 10
Coding region: 108-1244 (378 amino acids)
Cellular component (GO): nucleus
Molecular function (GO): methyltransferase activity
Source: RefSeq, a predicted model, not a curated record